AUGCAAAACCGGCUUUCCGAGGGAUAUGAGGAGUCGCCCGCCGAUAGAACUGCCCAGGGCGACUCCUGCAGCACUACUCCGCCGAGCGCCAUCGAAGGAAAGACCGCCAAGCGCAAAGCGAACAUCAAGCUUAUUGCCAACCGAACCAGAAGACACGUCACUUUCGCCAAACGACGCCAUGGGAUCAUGAAGAAGGCCUACGAGCUGUCGGUGCUCACGGGCGCCAACGUCAUGCUGUUGAUCUUGUCCAAGUCGGGUUUGGUGUACACCUUCACCACUCCGAAACUAGAACCCUUUGUAAGGGACGAAGAGGGCAAGAAACUGAUACGACGGUGCCUAGAAGAUGAGCAUUUGUAG
Torulaspora globosa is the source of this 357-nucleotide messenger RNA. It is a transcript of the gene ARG80, whose product is annotated as Arg80p. Gene Ontology annotation, biological process: positive regulation of transcription by RNA polymerase II. Bases 1 to 357 code for a protein of 118 amino acids. The record is from RefSeq and is a predicted model, not a curated record. The transcript has a single exon. NCBI's taxonomy places the organism in Eukaryota, Fungi, Ascomycota, Saccharomycetes, Saccharomycetales, Saccharomycetaceae. Gene Ontology annotation, molecular function: protein dimerization activity; DNA-binding transcription factor activity, RNA polymerase II-specific; RNA polymerase II cis-regulatory region sequence-specific DNA binding.